AUGCCACUUAUUUAUGGGGAAAAUGAGAACCAAUCAAGACGGGGUUUACCGAUUCCUCCCGUCAUGAAAAUUUGUGUGGCCUUACGUUUUUACGCAACUGGCAGUAUACAGGUGGUAUGCGGUGAUCUGGUAAACAUCAGUCAGCCCACAUGUUCCCGAAUAAUCUCGGAGGUGUCGGAACUAUUAGCUCGUAAGGUACCUCAAUAUAUGAAGUUUCCAUCCACAGCGGCAGAAGUUGCAAGACAUAACAGAAAAUUUUUCUUGCUUGGCGGAUUUCCAGGUGUGAAUGGAUGCAUCGACGGUACGCACAUAAAAAAUAAAAGCCCUGGAGGACAGAAUGCUGAAGUUUUCCGUAAUAGGAAAGGUUGGAUGUCCCUUAACGUCCAAGUUGUUAGUGAUGCAGACUUACGGAUACAAGACAUCGUGGUACGAUGGCCUGGAUCGACACAUGACAGUCGGAUGUUUGCAAAUAGUGCCAUUAAGAUGAAAUUAGAAAGAGGUGAAGUUUCAGGAAUAAUAUUAGGGCACAGUGCCUAUCAGCAAACAGAUUAUCUGUUCACACCUGUUCUUAACCCCCAAACACGAUCUGAACGGCGGUAUAAUAGAGCACAUGUUACUACUAGAAACUCUAUAGAGAGAACAUUUGGACUAUGGAAAUCUACAUUUCGGUGCUUACAAAGUACUUUGCAACACAAGUUAAGGAAUUCUAUAAGAAUUAUUAUAGCAACAGCAGUACUGCACAAUAUCAAACGUUCCAGACAAAUUCAACAUCAGACAGGAAAUGAACAGAAUAUGGAGGAAAUUCAGAUACACAACUUAAGAGGCAGAGCUGCAUUUAUAGAACAUAAUUUUAAUUAAUAUGUUAUAUGUCGUUAAUAUGAUAUAAUGUAGCUGUAGUUCAAGAGUAACUUAACUCUUGAACUUUUUAUUGUUUUGAAAAUAAUAUUUGUUUAACAUUGUUAA
Molecule: messenger RNA, 963 nt
Organism: Onthophagus taurus
Lineage: Eukaryota; Metazoa; Arthropoda; Insecta; Coleoptera; Scarabaeidae
Source: RefSeq, a predicted model, not a curated record